AUGUCAAGCCCACCGAAACGCCCGCGCACAACCGAAUACUCCGACCUCGACGAGACUCCAACACGCCCCCGACCUCAGUCCGUACGACAUGAUAGUGAUGGAGUCGUCUUCGAUGAUCCGGCUACACAAGGUGUGACUGCAAAACGUUCAACGUCCUCUUUCACUGCGGUUCUUUUCAUCCCCUUCGAAGCGAUUCCAAAAGACGGCCAGCCUGUUGAACCUGGUGCGGCCCAGGAGAUCCUGCCUGCGGCUCUUCGAGGUCAUUCGGAUUUUCGAGAUACGAGGCUUCGCGGGUUUAUGUGGAAAACUACACAAGCUGGUGUGGAAGACGAGGCAACGCUCCUUGAAAAUCAUGCACACCUCCGAGACAUUGUUGAUGAUUCUAUUGCCUCAUCUAACCUCCAUCGAUCCGAAGGCGCUUGGAACUGUCUCGUGCAUACACCGGUACUACGGCGUGCAAUUUCUCGCUUUGCUUCUCUUGAAGUCGAGCCCAUUUCCUCAGCUCAGAUCUUGCCCGCGUUUCGUCCUUUGUCAAAGGGGAGUGAUCAGACCACAUCCCGGCCGCCCAACGCUAGUGUAUCAGGAGCGUCUGGGCAGGGUUUGGGAACGCCAAACACUCGGCUGAGUGCGACUGCAUUGUCAGUCCAUAAGAUGGUCGACUUUGCCGUGGUCCUUCGUCCCAAAGAGGAGCUUCAAAAUCUCAUCAACACUUUCUUGGACAACCAGCCGUAUACGACGCCUACGGUCAACCAAACUAUAUAUGAGCAUCUCCGCACCCGACCGGCUCCUAUCUUCAUCGAGACCAAGACGUCAUCUGGCAACAUGGACACUGCUAAUGUUCAGCUUGGAAUUUGGGUCGCUGCGUGGCACCAGCUUGCCAGUGUAUGGAACCUCAUGUUUGUUCUGGAUGCAGGCACGGAAAUUCGCAUGUUAGAUGGCAACUUUCGGAUAGGUGAUACCGACAGCAUUUUGGGCAUUUACCAGCUACAAGCUGCCAUCUUUGCACUUGCAGACUGGACCAAUGAUACCUUUGAGCCCUGGUUCACUGAUCUUCUGGCCCGCGCAACUGUGUCACGGCUCGAGCAGCGGUGA
This is a messenger RNA of Clonostachys rhizophaga, 1092 nucleotides long. Lineage: Eukaryota; Fungi; Ascomycota; Sordariomycetes; Hypocreales; Bionectriaceae. The record is from the annotation of a GenBank genome assembly.